AUGUGUAAGCGAUGUUUAACAGGGCGUAAAGUGACGUUAUGCUUUGAUAAAGUUGUAAUGCGUCCACAUCUAAGUAACACAAAUACAAAUCGUAAUGAAAUGUCAAUAAAUAAUAAAAAUAAAAUGUAUCAUCAGCGUUUACCGGAAGAUCCGGACGCCCAAUUAUUAAUGGAUACAAGAGAUAUGUGUAAGCGUACAAAACGGCAACGUGGCGGUAGUAAAAUGUUAAUAGAUUUAUAUAAAAAUAAUAGCCCAUUAGUUGAACGUAUUGCAUUCGGUGUGAAAUUAGCGACAAAUGAAUGCCAAUAUCAAUUUCGUGAUCGUCGAUGGAAUUGUACAACUGUUCGACGUAGUAUACGAAAAGUAUUAAUGCGUGAUACGCGAGAGACAGGAUUUGUGAAUGCAAUUAUAGCAGCAGGAAUCACGUAUGCAGUAACACGAGCUUGUACCAGUGGAGAUCUAGUUGAAUGUUCAUGUGAAAAAACCGCAAAAUUAAACUCAAAACGUGCUGGAAAUAUGGCGGCACAUGCUUCGUCAUCAAUCCCGGGGGGUGAUGGAGAAUGGGAAUGGGGUGGUUGUGGUGAUAAUGUUAAUUUUGGUUACAAAAAGUCUAAAGAAUGUUUGGAUGCUAGACAUCGACGACGAAGCGAUAUUAAAACAUUAAUGAAAUUACACAAUCAUGAAGCUGGUCGAUUGGCAGUAAAAAAUCACAUGCGUACCGAAUGUAAAUGUCAUGGUUUAUCCGGAUCGUGUACUUUACGUACAUGCUGGCGAAAAAUGCCAUCAUUUCGUGACGUAGGCAAUCGUUUAAAAGAACGUUUCGAUGGUGCUGCAAAAGUGAUCGCCCACAAUGAUGGUCGUAAGUUUAUGCCAGAAGGAGAAAACAUUAAACCACCAGGUCGUAGUGAUUUAGUUUACACAGAAGAUUCACCAGAUUUUUGUCGUGUAAAUCGUAAAACUGGAUCAUUAGGUACUCAAGGACGCUAUUGUACAUAUGGUAGUCAGGAAGUUGAUGGUUGUGAUAUAUUGUGUUGUGGACGCGGUUUUACAUCACGUGAUAAAAAUGAAACCGUUAAUUGUAAAUGUCGUUUUAAAUGGUGCUGUGAAGUAACAUGUGAUAUUUGUCACUUAACAAGACGUAUACAUACAUGUAAUUGA
Messenger RNA from Chrysoperla carnea, 1158 nucleotides. It is a transcript of the gene Wnt6, whose product is annotated as protein Wnt-6. The record is from RefSeq and is a predicted model, not a curated record. Gene Ontology annotation, molecular function: cytokine activity; frizzled binding. Gene Ontology annotation, cellular component: extracellular region. Bases 1 to 1158 code for a protein of 385 amino acids. The transcript has 5 exons. Gene Ontology annotation, biological process: multicellular organism development; neuron differentiation; cell fate commitment. Lineage: Eukaryota; Metazoa; Arthropoda; Insecta; Neuroptera; Chrysopidae.